This is a messenger RNA of Poeciliopsis prolifica (blackstripe livebearer), 2682 nucleotides long. RefSeq names its product UTP15 small subunit processome component (gene utp15). The transcript is spliced from 12 exons. The record is from RefSeq and is a predicted model, not a curated record. The coding region runs from base 189 to 1775 and encodes 528 amino acids. Gene Ontology annotation, biological process: rRNA processing; positive regulation of transcription by RNA polymerase I. Gene Ontology annotation, cellular component: nucleolus. Lineage: Eukaryota; Metazoa; Chordata; Actinopteri; Cyprinodontiformes; Poeciliidae. Gene Ontology annotation, molecular function: protein binding.
AGAACACAAAGUGCUGUUUUUAUUUGUUUAUGAACGAUCUAAAGAUUUAAUUGACUGUUGCCCGAGCCUCAUCGCUGACAUCAUGUUUUAUUUUGUUAGAUGAGACAACAUAGAUAACACAACAUGGGUGAUACUUCAAUGCCUAAACUGAAAACUGUCAAGACGACGCUUCAACAAGCGCCAUAUAGAUGGCUUCAUUUAAACCCACAAAAAUCCCAGUAUAUCCAAAGCUCGGAGAAAAAGUCACACAGGACACACUUUACUGGAAAAACUACAAGGCUCCUGUUCAGAUAAAAGAAUAUGGAGCAGUCUCAAACAUCGACUUCUCUCCUGUGGCUCCUCAUAAUUUUGCUGUAACUGCCUUUACAAGAAUCCACGUCUAUGGGCCCUUCUCUCAAGAGCCUGUCAAGACAUUUACCCGAUUCAAGGACACUGCUUAUUGUGGUAGAUUCAGGUCAGAUGGCCAGCUGCUCGUGGCGGGAUGCGAAGACUCGGUUGUCAGACUUUUUGAUGUCAGCGGCAAGGUGGCGCUAAGGAUGUUCAAAGGACACACAAAGGCCGUACAUGUCACUGACUUCACCUCAGAACGUUAUCAGAUCCUCACGGGAUCUGACGACUACACCUGCCGACUGUGGGACAUCCCAAACGCAGCCGAGCUCUGCACCUACCAGGAACACACAGACUACAUUCGCUGUGGUGUUGCCAGCAAACUCAACAGAGAUCUCUUCAUUACUGGAUCAUAUGACCACACUCUGAAAGUGUUUGAUGCCAGAGCAGAGAAGAGUGCAAUGACCAUGGAUCAUGGACAGCCGGUGGAGAGCCUCCUUCUCUACCCCUCUGAGGGACUCCUUGUCUCAGCAGGUGGGCGCUACGUCAAAAUGUGGGAUUUGCUAAAAGGAGGUCAGCCUCUGGUGUCGCUGAAAAACCAUCAUAAAACCGUCACCUGUUUGGCUCUCGGCAAGAACGGAGAGAGACUGCUGUCGGGAUCUCUGGACAGGCAUGUGAAAGUCUACAACACAACCACGUACAAAGUGGUCCACAACUUUGACUACGCUGCUGCAAUCCUCAGUUUGGCUGUGGCUCCGGAUGACGAGUCCAUUGUUGUGGGAAUGACCAACAGUAUUUUAAGCAUCAAACACAGAAAACACACUGAAGAGUCAAAGGAAAUAAUGAGCCAGCGUAGCCGCCGCCCGUCAUAUCGUGUCUUUGUGAAAGGAAAAAAUUAUGUCCCAAAACCAGAUGACUAUCUUGUCAGUAAGCCAGUCAAAGAACAUUUGGCCAAAUAUGACAGGGAGCUCAAGAAAUUUAAUGUAUCCAAAGCUUUGGAUGCAUCCUUGGAGAUAUGGUUAAGAAAGAAAAAGCCAGAGAUAACUGUGGGUGUAAUCAAAGAGCUGGAUCGAAGAGGAACUCUGAAGAACGCGUUAGCAGGAAGAGAUGAAAAGAAACUCUCUCAGUUACUCCACUUUGUCAUUGGAAACAUUGUCGACACCAGGUUUGCGCCCGUCCUUUUGACGGCAGCUGAAAUGAUCCUUGAUAUCUAUAAAUCGGUGAUUGGUCAGUCGGCACUGAUCGACCAGCAGCUGCUGCGCCUACAGAACAUCCUGGAGUCAGAGAUCAACUUGGAGCGGGAGCUACUGGAGGUCCUGGGAAUGUUGGACACCAUGUUUGCCACCUCCAUCGCUCGUAAGGAGGUGCCGUACUCCGACGUGGGAAGAUCCAACGGGCUGGCUCAGGGAGAGGCGAGCAGAUCGAGACCAGAGCUUCAGGUCACCUGAGAUCAAAUGAGAGGAAGAAUUGAUUUUAGUCUGGAUUAGGAUGAUUUUUAUAAAAUCUCGAUUGAAGGCAUCAGAAUCAUUUUCUGUGUAUAAACAACACCAAACAAACAUUUUUUAAUUGGAUCUGUGUUGAGUCCUACAUUUUGCCUUCUGGUGGAAGUGAGGUCUGCUGUGGGAAUUCAUUCGCUGUAAUUUGUUAUAUUGUAGUAUUUUAUCAUUAAACAAAGGUCUCUCGACUGAAUUGACAUCUCUUUCUCACCUCGAAUUAAAUUGGAAUAUUAAAGUCUGUAUGCUGGAGAUAGCACAAAGUUCAAAGAGAUUUCUCUACUUUUUAUGCUCAACACCAAGUUGGGCAUAGGAAUUGUUACUCAAUCCAGCUGUAAAAUUUCAACUAAAAGUAGUAAUUCUUACCCAGAUUUUGGGCAAAAGCCUAAUUUGCAAAAAAUAACCUAAAAAUGGAAUAUCCAGAGCAGUCGUUGCAGGUUGAUCAGUCAGUUUGACUGGUUCUAACUUUAUUUGUAUUAUACAUCUAAUAUGUUUAAGUCGACUGGUUAUAUCUUCUAGAAUAAGGCGUAGGGUCAAAAAACAGGAUAUUUUUCUCCGAAGAGAUUAGUUUUUUGCCCUUUGUUUAGAUGCUACUGGUAUAUCAACCAAUCGCAGCAGAGCAGGCCUCCAUCCCUCCAUCUUAUCCAGUGUCAUUCUAACCCAUGUUGUUUGUACAUGGGAACCAAAUGAAAACAUUUUCUACGUGGAGACUUUCUGAAUGUGUGAAUCUAAAUAAGUCAUAUUUGAUGUAAUUUGAAUAAUUGCAAUAAGCAUCAAUUGUAAACGUCAGUGUGUGUAUGAAGUACUUUCAUAAUAUCCGACACUCAUAUAAGCAGAAAAGAAAUAAAGGUUUUUUCAUGUG